AUGGCAGAGGAGGAGACCAGCUGCUCGAAAGAAGAAACUACAGAGUGCAAACUGCAGGAUGAAUUGGUACAUACAUUGAAAUACUGUGUUAAGAAAAUGAAAGCAAGACACAAUAAGGUUCCAGAGAUAAUAGUGAAAGUUAAAUUAAAUGGGAUACCAAUUUAUAUGGAAUUGGACACAGGAGCUUCAGUGUCACUGAUAAGUGAAGAGUUCUACGCUAAACAUCUGAAAAAUACAGUACUUCAAUCCGGCGAUAUUGUGCUGAAAACCAUGACGGGAGAAAAAAUAGAAGUCUUCGGGAUAUGCUAUGUAACUAUGGAAGUUCAUGGACACAGAGUGGAGGAAGUGCCAUUGUAUGUGGUACAGGGGAAUGGACCUGCCUUAUUCGGUAGGGACUGGCUGCAUUUUGCGAAAUUUGACUGGAAAAAGUUAGCUGUAAAUCAUCUGCAUUCUGGUAUUCUGAAAACCUCAAAGUUAGAAGAACUGUUAAGGAAAUAUGGUGAUGUCUUUGAUGGUGAACUGGGUACAGCCAAGAAUAUAAAGGCUCAUAUUCGUGUGAGAAAGGAUGCAAAACCAAUCUUUUAUAAAGCGAGGACAGUUCCUUAUGCAAUCAGGGAUGCUGUGAAUGCAGAACUUAAAAGACUAGAAUUGGAAGGAAUUAUUGAGAAAGUUGACUAUAGUGAGUGGGCGGCACCGAUAGUGCCAGUUCCAAAAGACAAUGGUUCUAUUAGGAUCUGUGGUGACUUCAAGGUCACCAUAAAUCGUUAUGUGGAAAACCCUGAACAUCCAAUGCCAAAUCCAGAUGAACUAUACCAGCGACUGAACGGUGGAAAAACUUUCUCAAAGUUAGAUUUAUCGCAAGCUUAUCAGCAAGUGGAAUUAGAUGAGGAAUCUAGGAAAUAUGUGACAAUUAACACACCACUUGGUUUGUACCGAUAUGCACGUUUACCAUAUGGUGUCUCAGCAGCACCACAACUUUUUCAGUCUUUAAUGGAUAUAGUUCUGCAAGGAGUGCCUUGUGGAUGCAACAUAGAUGAUAUUAGUCUUACUGAGAGAACCAAAGCUGAACAAAAGGUACUUGAGCGGUUGCACAUCAAUGGGUUGAAAUGUAAUUUGUUGAAAUGUGAAUUUAUGAAGCCCUCCUUGAAAUAUUUGAGUUUCAUUGUAGAUGAAGAGGGUAUUCAUAUGACGGAGGAUGCCAUUGCAGCAGUCACGGAGGCACCAAGGCCAGAAUCAAGGUCUGAAAUGCAAUCCUUCCUGGGGCUGGUAAACCAUUACCGUCGCUAUGUGCCAAAUCUCUCAUCAGUCGCAGCGCCUAUCACGGAAUUACUGCAUAAAGACAGAAAAUGGCAUUGGUCACUAGUGUGUAAAAGAGCUUUUUCCAAGAUUAAAAAAAUGCUGACCACUGAAACAGGAGUAUUAGUGCACUAUGAUUUGAGUAAACCUGUGAUGUUGGCAGUAGAUGCAUCACCCAAAGGACUUGGAGCAGUGCUUUCCCAUAUCACCAAUAACAAACCACUGUCAUACAUUCUGGGACCCAAGAAGGGCAUUCCAGUCCUUGCAGCUGCAAGAAUACAACGCUGGGCUAUACAGUUAGCAGCUUAUGAUUAUGACAUUGAAUUACGUCGUUUAAGUGACAAUGGAAAUGCUGAUGCACUCUCACGGUUGCCUUUACCAGAUUGUGACUCCGAUGCAUCAGAUAAGCAUGUAAACUGGACACAAGAAGCAACUGCAUUUAACAUGCACCAGGUGAACUCUCUUCCUGUAACCGCGAAAUCUGUUGCAAGAGAAACUUUGCAUGAUGCUGUACUGGCUAGAGCUUUAUAUUAUACACGAAAUGGACGGCCAGACUCUGAGGACAUAGCACAGGAACUGAAACCCUUCCAUAGCCGUCAGCGUGAGUUUUCAAUUGAAGAGGGAUGUCUUCUAUGGGGUGCCAGGGUGGUAAUACCGUCGAGAUAUAGGAUUCAAAUAUUAGAAGAGCUACAUGGUGGUCAUCCGGGGAUUGUUCAGAUGAAAGGAUUAGCUCGCUUGCAUGUGUGGUGGCCUAAUAUCGAUCAAGAUAUUGAAAACACUGUGCAAGGGUGCUCUGCUUGUCAGGCUACUCAGCCAAUGCCGACUCGUGCUGAGGGUAAUCCGUGGAAAUGGCCUUCUGGUCCGUGGAAAAGAGUACAUGUUGAUUUCGCAGGACCAUUUCUGGGACAAAUGUACCUCAUUGUGAUUGACGCAUAUUCAAAAUGGCUAGAAGUACACCCAAUAAAAUCAGUUACAACUAUGAAUACCAUCGAGAUCAUGCGGCGGGUAUUUGCUCAGCAUGGGGUUUGUGUAGAGCUCGUGUCUGAUAAUGGAAGACAGUUUGUGGCUGAGGAAUUUAAAGAGUUCAUGACCCAAAAUGGUGUAAAGCAUAUACUGAUACCCGCUUAUCACCCAAGCAGUAAUGGGCAGGCCGAAAAUACAGUAAGAACAUUCAAACAAGGAAUGAAAAGGGCGAUGAGAACAUUGCAAUCGUGUAAUACAUCUUUAAAUACCAAGUUGUGCCAAUUUAUACUGACUUACCGAACUACACCUCACUGUACAACAAAACGCACGCCUGCAGAGCUCAUGGGUCGGCAGUUACGCACACGCCUUGAUUUACUACACCCAGAUGCAUCUCAGCGAAUUGAAAGAAAAGCCUCAGAGAACGAGAAACCAAUGAGGGAACUCGAUAUAGGGGACGUGGUACUGGUUCGGGAGUAUCGUCAAAAUACCAAGAAGGGCAUAUUGAUCAAAUGA
Macrobrachium nipponense is the source of this 2772-nucleotide messenger RNA. RefSeq lists its product as uncharacterized. The record is from RefSeq and is a predicted model, not a curated record. Lineage: Eukaryota; Metazoa; Arthropoda; Malacostraca; Decapoda; Palaemonidae. The transcript is spliced from 2 exons. Gene Ontology annotation, molecular function: nucleic acid binding. The coding region runs from base 1 to 2772 and encodes 923 amino acids. Gene Ontology annotation, biological process: DNA integration.